AUGGGCUCUGAAAAUGAAGAGGUGAAACGUGGUAGAAGUGAUGCUGAUCUCUUGAAUAAAUCGACUACAGGUGCGUCUUUCCUAAUGUUGACUCAAUUGUUCACAAAGAUGUUGACAUUUCUAUUGAACCAGUUAUUGAUUCGGUUGAUUUCUCCUAGGGUGUUUGGAAUAUCGGCGUAUUUGGAGUUCAUUGUGUCAAUGGUGCUAUUCUUUAGUAGAGAGGGUGAAAGACUUUCAAUCCAAAGAACUAGAGAUAUUAGUUCGGAGAACGAUAAUGAUACGAAGCGUAUAACUGAUAAAUACGUCGACGGGACUCCCGUAGGCACUUUACAAAGUAUUAUUAAUUUUGGAUAUAUCCCAUUGGUGGUAGGUGGCCCGUUAUCGAUUGCGAUUCUUGUAUGGCAGUACCAGUCGCAGAAUUUUCAAGACUCCUUAUUGACGUUGCCAUAUUAUAGGGUUACCGUAUUGCUCGUGUGGUUGCUGAUGAUGCUAGAACUUGUAGCGGAACCAUUGUACGCGAUAAAUCAAUUUCAAUUGAAUUUUAGGAAAAGAUCAAAGUAUGAAAGUGUUGGUGUCUUUGGAAGAUGCAUUAUUACAUUCGCGGUAAUUGCUAUCGUGCAGAGGACUUCGAGGGCAUCAAAUUUAGAAUAUGAUGGCCUCGCGGUUGUUGCAUUUGCGGCUGGUCAAUUUGGAUAUUCGUUUUUAAUCUUCCUUCAAUACCAAUUGAACUUUGCUACGGAAAAUCAAAUAAAACCGCCAGAAGAACAGAAUUCACUUUUGAUUCGGAAGAUAAGUACCCAACUGGAAGAUAGAUACUACUAUUUUGACACAAAAAUAUUUGCUAUUUGGAGGAGUUUAUUUAUACUGAUGAUCUUCAAACACUUUUUGACAGAAGGAGACAAAUUGUUGAUCAAUUAUUUGUGCACAGUAGAGCAACAAGGUACAUAUGCGGUUGUUUGUAAUUACGGGUCCAUAAUUGCAAGGUUGGUGUUUCAGCCAAUCGAAGAAUCAUUAAGGUUACUAUUUACUAGAAUGCUUUCAACCAAGUCAAAGGAAAAUAUAAGAAAAUCUUACGAUAUUAUGCAAUACUUGGGGAUAUUCUAUUUGAAUUUGUCUUUGUUGAUUGGUAUUGCUGGAUAUUCUAAUGCGGCAUAUUUCCUCCUGAUAUUGCUAGGAGGAAAAGCAUCUAAAUGGGCCAACACAGGGAUUUUUGAUAUAUUCCCACAGUACAUUGUAUAUAUCCCGUUUUUGGCUUUUAAUGGUAUAUUGGAAGCGUUCUUCAAUAGCGUGGCCGACGGAAGUGACAUAAGGAGAUUUUCCAUAUUCAUGUCCUUGCUGACCAUCAUUGUCUUAUGUUCACUGUAUGCAUUUAUUACCCAUUUUGAGUUAGGAUUAAGUGGACUCAUCUUAGCAAACGCCUUAAACAUGGCCCUAAGAAUAGGUUACUGUUCUAUUUAUAUCAAAUCUUUUUACUCCAAAAAUGGGCUUGAAAUCGCUUACACGAAUGUUUUGAAGAGAAUUGGCGGUUCACUUGUUAUGUUUAUUAUCGUAGCAUCUUGCCAAUACGUUAUCUUAGACAAUAAUAUUAAAAGUAGUUCUAUCACAGAUGUCAUCAAAAGUGCUUGUCUAUGUUUGAUCUACCUAAUAUUUAUGAUCUACUCAGAUCGGAACAUUUUGAAGGACCCAUUCUUGGAAUUAAAGAAUAGACUUCUAGCUAAAAAGAAACCAUCUAAACAGGAUUAA
Molecule: messenger RNA, 1743 nt
Organism: Debaryomyces hansenii CBS767
Lineage: Eukaryota; Fungi; Ascomycota; Pichiomycetes; Serinales; Debaryomycetaceae
Product: glycolipid translocation protein
Exons: 1
Coding region: 1-1743 (580 amino acids)
Biological process (GO): dolichol-linked oligosaccharide biosynthetic process; glycolipid translocation
Cellular component (GO): endoplasmic reticulum membrane
Source: RefSeq, a predicted model, not a curated record